Gamsiella multidivaricata is the source of this 573-nucleotide messenger RNA. Its product is annotated as ankyrin repeat-containing domain protein. The transcript has 2 exons. The coding region runs from base 76 to 363 and encodes 95 amino acids. NCBI's taxonomy places the organism in Eukaryota, Fungi, Mortierellomycota, Mortierellomycetes, Mortierellales, Mortierellaceae. The record is from RefSeq and is a predicted model, not a curated record. Gene Ontology annotation, molecular function: protein binding. Gene Ontology annotation, cellular component: nucleus; cytoplasm.
GACGACAACAGACAGACGCCGCUGUAAGUUUUAUCAUUGUUGUAGUUCUAUGAGCACAUACAGAGGUAUCCCAUAAUGCGUUUUGCUCAUGCAUUCAUUUUAUCUAGUCAUCGCGCUGCAGUCCGCGGAUACACUCCUCUGACAAAGCUGUUGAUCGAAAAGGGCUCUCGUCUCAAUACUCCUGACUCUGUGAGGAACACACCGUUACACUUAGCAUGUCAAGAUGAGCACGGCGAGACGGCAUUGGCAUUGCUCGAGGCAGGGGCAGAUCUGGAUAGACAGAAUGGCGAAGGGCAGACGCCAUUCGAUUACUGUAGUGAGAAUCUGAAGGCGUUUUUGAAGCGUCAUGGGUACGAGGCAUAGAUCAGAUGGGCUAAUGCUGCUGCUCUCAACCAUCGCAUCGCCCCCCCAAUCCAUUGCUGACACUGCCUUCGCUGCCUUUGCUGCUUGUGCACUGACAUUGACUGUAGGCGCGACAAAGGCUUGGAAUAAAUUGUAACAAUUUCCUUGACCUCGAACAUGCGUGCAUGAACAAUGUACUAUAGAACGAGGAAUGUCGACUUGAAGAAAAAG